AUGGCGACCCCAUCAGCAAAACCGGGUGCAACUCCCACUCAUCUCACCUCAUCGCCUCACCCAACCUCCGCGCCUCUCUCCCGAUCCAUCGCUCACAAAUCGCCUUCAAUGAGAACCCCGACGGCUUCUGGCCCAGGAUUGAAUCAGCCGCCAAGCACCUCGUCGCACCAGUAUACCACGCCUCUUGCAGUGACAAACACGGUGGAUGAUCCCGUCAACUUCAGCUCACCUUCAGCGCUCCUAGCGCUUGGCGGUUACGCUGGAAUCAGUCCUUCGCCUGCUGUGCAUGAUAGCUUGGUUGGCACCAGCAUGAACGAGAAUGAUAUUCAGAACCUGGGCAUGCAAGGCCUGAAGCUUGGGGUCGCAAGGGAUAGCGACGAGGAACAGAGGCAUCGCAUCGAGGAAGUUGUUCGGAGUCUUCGCACCCGCGUCGCAGGGAGAGGGGUUUCUCGGGACGGCAUAGAGCGACUGAGUCGCUUAGAAGGCCUUGAACGUCUAUGGCAGGAUGACAACAUCAACAUCGCAGGGAACUUUGUUGACUUAGAGAUCGAAUUCCACGCUGGCAAUGACGUUGUUAAAGAAGUGAACUUACAAUAUGCGACACCAGAACACAGCGAGGGUGGGCGGCGCGAAGCUGCUACUUUGGUCCUGAAACGAAAUCUUAUACAAUCCCUCCAGGACGCCGAAUCAGGGAAAUGGAGAUCGCUCGGACCGUUUUACAAAAAUCUGCAGUGGCUGGCCAAGCUGGACAAGCUCAGCCAGGAGGUGAAUUGCUUUGAGGCACUGGAAGGUCUUGAGGAUAAUCUAAAGCGCAUCUGGGUGGAAGAAAACAAGGAUGGACAGCACGGAGGUGAUCAUGAACAUCUCUGCAAUGGGGUAAUUGGUCGCCCGACGAUGCAUAAGGGCACCCGGGUUGGACUAGGCCUGGAAUACUGGGUUGAGCAAGCGAAGCUACUGGAUUCGAACAAUGCCACAUCUGCCGAUUCAAUGGCAGUAGACCACCCGCAAGAGACAGAUCCAGAAGUGGAAGAUCAACAGAAAACAUGGACUGUCAUGAUAGAAUGUGAAGAAGGAUACCCAUCCCUACGCAUUUCGAAAGAAUGGAUCGGAAGCGAGAUCUUUGGACCCAGAGAGCGCAGUGAACCGUUACCCUCGAUUGGAUCUGCGGAGUCGGUGAACUGGCUUGAGCCUCCUCAGACCAUGCGCUUGCCACAAAGUGACCAUCCCGAUUCCAUGGCUCUCGAUUCAAAUAUGAUGGGGCAUUCACCCCCCCAAUCGUCGAUUUGUCGCCAAUUCCAGGACCAGCGACGGACUCUUCGGCUCAGCUUGGUCGAAGAAAGCACAAAACUUCCAUCCAAGCACCCGAUUCAGCGGACAAAUCGCCGUACAAUUUCCGAACUCCCCUUUUCUCAUCCUCGGCAGCUCGCCGAAAUUUUGCCAGUCCUCCGCCAAUACGCUUUGCUCGCCAGCAUUAUACGACGAGCCUUUAAUUCCCCUCUGUGCCAAGACAAGAAAUCGAAGCCGCAAAAAACCGUGUCCUUCAAAUCUUCCAUACCUACAGACCCCAUUGCGGAAUUACUUUCUCAAAACGAUGGAUUCACCAUCCUGAGUAAUGAGGACCCCAACGAAGAUAGAUUGAACUUUCUCUUGGGCGAUGGGUUUGAAAGUGGCACCGACUGCGCCACCAAUGGCGCUCAAUCUAGUGAUCAUACAGAUGAUGGUAUCAAUGUGGACAUUACAUUACGCACACAACUCGGACAAGCGCCGGCUGUCAUGCUUUUCAUCACUGAUUCCAGCCGGGUCUCGGAUCGGACUCAGCAUGAUGACCCGCUAAUAUCAAUUUGUUUCGAGGUCGGUCUUAAUGGUCGUAUAUCCACGGUGGACAGCUCAGGACUUGUGCAAGGCAAAGCACACCAUUACAAUGGUGACUCAGAGAUGCACGGGGCAGACGAUUCUGGAUCCGAUUCGGAACUGCAGAAUGUCCACAAGAAGAUCGCCAGGGUCCUAGAGAUCUCGCAGGAUAUCGGCAUUCUGGUGGAGUGGGUCCUGCGUUGGCAGCGGCAGCGGGCCGUCAGCGGCUGA
Penicillium manginii is the source of this 2082-nucleotide messenger RNA. RefSeq names its product RNA polymerase II mediator complex middle subunit MED1. The record is from RefSeq and is a predicted model, not a curated record. Gene Ontology annotation, biological process: regulation of transcription by RNA polymerase II. Gene Ontology annotation, molecular function: transcription coregulator activity. The coding region runs from base 1 to 2082 and encodes 693 amino acids. Lineage: Eukaryota; Fungi; Ascomycota; Eurotiomycetes; Eurotiales; Aspergillaceae. Gene Ontology annotation, cellular component: mediator complex. The transcript has 4 exons.